CCCUCCGACCAUAUUCUCAUUUUCCACUGCGCCAUGUCCCUUAGAACAUGGAGGAAAUUAUGGCAGCUUUCCCUUCAACAACUUCUCUCUCUUACUCUGUUUCAAUUCCACCAUAAAAGUUCUUGAACACAACCACCAAACACUGCCUUUCCUUGGCUCCCAUGGCAAUUGCCAACAACCCCAUCAUCAUUCCAAAUUGAGAAACCCAAUAUUAGGAGAAAGGAAAAGUUCCUUGCAAUGAUUGCAAUCAAAUCUACGUAGAAAAGCAGCCAAAAUUUUCCAUACUACUUUCCCUCAAAUUCCAUUUGCACUGACAAAAAAAUUUUCCCCAGAAAGAGAGAGGGGGAAAUGGAAAUUGAACUGGCCAAGUGUGAGUGCUGUGGGUUGAAAGAAGACUGCACCCAAGACUACAUUAGUGAGGUGAAGGCCAAAUUUGAGGGGAAAUGGCUAUGUGGGUUGUGCUCUGAAGCUGUGAGCGAUGAGGUUAGUGCAGGGAAGAAGCCAUAUGAGAUGGAAGAAGCUCUCAAGGCCCACAUGUCGUUCUGCAGGAAAUUCAAGUUGAACCCUGCGGUCCGGGUGGCCGAUGGGAUGCGGCAGAUGCUACGGAGAAGGUCGGGCGAUUCGGCUUCGCCGCUCAAUUCGCCAUCGCCUUCUAAGAAGUACACGAGAUCGGCGAGCACAUCGCAAGUAGAAAAGAAGUCAUCGUCGCUCCCACUUUACUAGACAAAACAGGGGGAGUGGCCUCUUGGCUGGAAUAAUAUGGUCAACUGCUUUUUCAUGGCUAACUGUGGUACAGAAGAUGAUGUUAUUUUUCAGUGGAGACUUCUUCUUCUUAGUUUUGUUUUCCAAUCUUAGUCUCCUCCCUCUCGGUACGGGGUAUGCUGUCUUCUUCUUCUCCUCUCCAGAAAGACAAAUAUUUUUUUGGGGAAGUGGCUUUUAAUUAACCCUGCUGAUCAGUUGUCAUUUUU
This is a messenger RNA of Malania oleifera, 968 nucleotides long. RefSeq lists its product as uncharacterized. Bases 349 to 723 code for a protein of 124 amino acids. NCBI's taxonomy places the organism in Eukaryota, Viridiplantae, Streptophyta, Magnoliopsida, Santalales, Ximeniaceae. The record is from RefSeq and is a predicted model, not a curated record. The transcript has a single exon.